GUUCAAGGGGUUUGGGUGGGGCGUAAACGGUAGCAAGGUGAUAGCGCCACCACUGUUUUCCAGGCCAGAUUCUUAACAAGCGGGGCAGCUAACCCCCGCGAUGACAAGCUCCCCAACAAGUGAGCUGAAGCAGCUGGACUACGAGUUAGCGUCUUGCUAUAACCUUGAAUCUCGUUGUUGCCGUGCACGUCAACCAGUCGUCAAACCACAGCUUCUUUUCUACUAUGAUGGCUUCUCGAUUGCUCUCAUCGAUUUUAUGACUUGCUGCUCUGCUGCUCCAAUGACUCUUGUGUCUUUGUUCGUGAACCUGCACCUCGCUUGCCUCGAGCCUCUACACUGUUGUCCCCACUCGUUGUGACGUUGUUAGUGACCGCCUCACAACGCCUCUCCAGAAAUUCCAUCAUCACGCAUCGUGCCAUUGAGCAAGAUCCUAGCUUGAUUGGCAGCCAUGGCCGUGUUUGUGGACCUCGGCGAGGAGGAAAACGAACCUCCGCAGCGUGGACAGCCGCUCUUAAACGGUCAGGCUGAAAAUGGGAGUGGCAACGACAACAAGGCCCGCAGUACCAGCAUCAGCAGCGACAUCGGCAAUCGACGCGAGGAGGCUCACGAGCUCGCCGUCAAGGAGAUCCCGAACCGGAACUCCAUGACGCAGGCUUUGGGAUGCUAUCCUAUUGUCAUGUCCGUGGCCGCGCACAUUGACUUGAACACGCUCGAUAAUCUGUCACGGACUUGCAAGCAGAUUCGCGAGGGCCUGCUGCAGUACCGCAAGAUGCUGCUCGUCUCGACGCUCCACUGCUCCAACGAGCACCUCCCUGUCGACCCAGAGGAGAGGCUGCGCUACCGCGCCCGCGCCGGAAACUGGCUCUACAUGGACGAUGUGGGCAGGUCCAACUACAGCAGUAAGUUGGGCCGGUGUGCUCGGGAUCUGGUGGCCGAGUGCCGGCGGUGUGGCACCGUCGUCUGUCGGAACUGUGCCUCCAAACCCCCGGCGUUGAUCGUUGCGCGUGACCGGCACCGCCGGCUCUGCGAGGCGUGCGUGAGUGCGCCUCUGGGUUCACUACUCAGGCCUCCGCUCGGGCCCGAGUUUCGGAUCGACUCGGAGGAAGUGGAGCGGGCGAUUUGCAAGUGCGGCUCAGAAGGCGUAUGGCUCUGCCAGCCGUGCGGCCGAACCAUCCGGGGGGAUGACUAUGACUACCAGUGCAUCUGGAAGUGGCGCAACCAAUACACCGACGUCCUAGGCGGCCUUGGAACGGGCAUUGGCGAGGGCGAUCGCGGCGUCAUAUGCGGACGAGAGACGGAAUGCUGUGCCGCGCGAGAGCGCGAGCAAGAGACCGACGGCGACGCGGAGGACGCGCGCGAGGCCGAACUUUACCAGCAGAAACAACAACAAUCCGCGCGGGGAAUGACCCCUUCAAGCAGCGCGAGCAGUAACAGCUCUAGCUCUCUUACCCCUGUCACAGCCGCCAACGGCUCUGCGGCUCUCAAACCUGGCUAUGAGCGGCAUGAGAUUGAGGGGAUUGGGGGUGUCAUGAAGAAGAAGCUCGUCCGCAUGGUCAAAGUGGGCGCCUGUGUCCCCGAAUGGGACGACGAGCGGGUCAAGGGGGAGAUUAUGGGGCGCGAGGUGCGCGGGGAAAGGAGGAGCUGGUGUGGUUGGUGUUGGAGGGUAAUUCCGUCCAAGAAGGACUAUGAGAUGGACAGGAAGAGACAGCAAACCGAAAAAGAAAAGGGAGGAAAUGUGUGGUUAAGUCUCAACUAA
Molecule: messenger RNA, 1756 nt
Organism: Canariomyces notabilis
Lineage: Eukaryota; Fungi; Ascomycota; Sordariomycetes; Sordariales; Chaetomiaceae
Exons: 5
Coding region: 449-1756 (435 amino acids)
Source: RefSeq, a predicted model, not a curated record